AACAAUUGUAGAGAAAGCACAAACUGAGAGUGAGAUGAUCAGCAGCAAUGGAAACAAGUCAUUGAGUCAACAGUCCACUCAGGAAUAUGUUCCCACAGAAAAUGAAAUGAAAGUUGAAAAGGGUAAACAUGAAGAUACUGAGAGGGCUGAAGCAGAAACUACAGAAAUAAGCUAUACAUUUCAAGAAACUGACAAGAAAGAACCAGGAAGUGACUCUCAUGAGAUAACAUGUAUUAUUAGCAAUAAAGAUGUUGAUCCUUCAAACAUCAGAAUCAAAGCUGAUGAAAACGACUGUAACACAUCAUCUACUGAACAUUCGAAGGAAAGGAUGGAUCAGUGCUUUGUAUAUACAAUGCACACACAGAAUAACAGCAGUCAGGUUUCGAUAAAAGAACAUGUGGGAAGAAAACAAGACAUGAAAGAUAAAGCUGGAGAAACAUCUAGAGAAAAUAUAAUGAACAAAUCUGAUAAUACAACUUUGCCUCCUGAUAACUUCCUAACAAACAAGCACAAAUCUUCAGAUUGUAAAGAUGAGGCAAACACAAAAUCAAAUUCUGUCAUGUUGCAGAUUCCGAGUUUAACAGUCAAGUCACCAGCACCUCCUGCACAACACAUGUGUUCCAUCACAACAAUAACUAAAAAUGUAGAAGAAUCACCACUACCACUUAAUCUGAUUCUGAAAAAUACAUGGAAUCACUCCCAAUUAACUUUGGAUAAGAGUGAAGAAAUGGAACCAACAAACAUACAAACAAUGUCACAGGCAGCAACCACCUUUAUGGUUUCAGAACAAAAAUGUGAACAGGCAGAUGUGAGCAGACAGAUACUUACUUUACAGGCCAAAACAGAAAAAAACAAACAUUUGUCACUGAUGGCAACAGAAAAACAAACUGUUUGCAAUUUUGAAAAUGAAUUGGUAAAUAAAUGUGAAAAGUUGACAUCAAAUUUUCUAAGUGAUCUUCCAGUAAAUAAAACAGAAGUUAAUUCGGACAAAAUGAUAAAGAAUACAGCUCUGUCUCCAACAGUAGCCACAAACACUCCAGGAAUCAGCAAUGCAGAGAGCACCAUGCUACAGAGACAUACAGAACAAAGAGAGAUAGAAACAACAUCCCAGUCUCUGGAUACAAUGACACCAAAGAUUCUUCCUGACAAUAAUCUGGAUUUGAAUAAUCAGUUAGAAACUCCAAAAAUUGCAAUAAAUGUAUGCGACAUGAAAACUGCCAUGAUCAGACACAGGGAAGUAGAGAAGUUCAAAACUACACCCUAUUCCUUGGAUACAGCAACAUCAGACAAUUAUUUAGAAAAAAAUAAGAGUUCAACAGAAUCUCAAAUAACAGCAGCAAAUAAAUGUAAUGAAGAAUAUUUGACAGAAAGAUAUGAGAAAGCUUCAAACACUACUUCUUGCAAUAACAAUAAUGAAAUAGAUGUAUCUGCUGGCACUGACAACUGCUCCAAACAGCCAGACAAAGAUACAGAAUAUACAGACGGUGUAAAAGUAGAAAAUACAGAACUACCAAAUGCUGAACAUCCAUCUACUUCCAAGAUGAAUGAAUUUCUUCCAAAAGAAAAUGAAAUGAGUCAGUCCAAGGUUGGUUUAAACAUGUUCAAAGAUAAAUUCUGCAAAUCUCCAACAGCAGCAGCAGAAGCUCCAAAUGUAUGCAAUAUGAGAAAAAUAAAUAUGAACCCUCUGACCUAUGAAAAUAUACCUGACACUGCUAGCCAUGGUUACCUAUUGGAUGAUGAUAUUGGUCUGACAGGUUCUCAACUUCUUCGUAUUGAAGAUGAAUGUCAGUACAACAUUAGAAGUGCACAGCAAUUGAAUCGUGCUUCUAACUAUGGCAAAGCCACAGUUCCAGACACUUCUGUUUCUACACACACAGCACCCCCUCCAAAUUGGGCACAGAACAUGCAUGAGAAGAGGCAAAAGCUGAGGAGUAUUAUACAGGAUAUUUCAAGAAUUAAUGCCAUGCUAACACGAGUGAGGAAAGAGAUGUGGCCCCUUCCACACAGUGCAACACCCGGCAUCUUGAAAUCCGGUCAACUGACAGGCACAUCCAAGGGCACAGGUCCAAGAUGGGGGCCUAAUGCCCACAAUAUGUAGAUCCACUUUAGAACAUGUUUGGGUGCAACACAGCUGUAACAUAGAAUGUCUAUAAAAGAACCUAACUAAAUAAUACUAGUAUUAGUCAAAACCACACCCAGUCUUACCAAUUAAUAUAUUUCUACAGUUUUGUCUUUCACAAAGUCUGCAAGAUUCCUUUCUAGACUUACUAUAGCAUAGAACUUCCAACAGAUAUUUCUGUUUUAUAUUACUAUAACAAUAUCUACAGCAGUUUCAUUAUUUUUGCAGCUACUUCCCAAGCUUUUUCAUGAAAGAGAAAAUAUCACAAACCUGCAUAAUUUCUACCAGGUCACUUCUAGAGCAUCUCAAAGUCAUCACGCUGAAAAAAGACAGGAAAGUAAAACAAUGCUCUGUACCCAUUGCCAAUGAACAUACAUGUAUAUAAAUGCUACAAUGUAUUAUAAUUCUGUUGACAGCAGUUUUCUUCAUACCUCCUUAGCACUUUUAAUGUUAACACAGUUAUGUUGCUCAGUCAAACAUUCAACCACAUACAGUAAAACGUCAAUAUAAAAGGCACAACGGUAAAUGUAGGGUUGAGCUAAGUUCCAAUAGGUUACAGUUUAUACUCAGUGACCUCCCACAUAAGAAAGAUAAUGAACUUGGUCACCAAAAUGGAAGUUUUACUGUAGUGCCUAAAACCUUCAGUGUUAUAUGUUCUUGAUUUAUAAGAUAAUUAACUGCAGCCACAAAAUAUUCAUUAUACUUUAUGCAUUAGGUUAAUGAAUUAUUUUAGUUUAAUUUAGUGAUAGUAGGAAUAAAUGACAAGUUCAUAACUUUAUAAAUUGUAGAUCUUUUAAAGGUAAAUGCAUCACAUCUCUCCAGAGAAGCCAACCAACCAUCACAAAAUGUUAACACUGCACCAUGCAUUAAUACGACACAUAAUGACAAAACGGAAAGAGUCACAGUAAAAAUUUACACAGGGCAAAUGCUCUGGAUUGAGACACAUCUUGAGAGCAUACAUUACAUUUUUUGCAACACUUUUACCAAUAUGAUGAAUUGUAUAUUAAUAUUCACACAGCAAAACUUAAGAAAAAUCACUUACAUUUCAUAAUACAAGCUGAGUGCUGUUUCAAGAUGACCAGUGACUUUGUUCAUUUAUCUCUCAUAUCACAUUAUAGUAUUAUCAUAGCACUAACAUUUUGUUUCCUGUUAGAAUUAUACUAUUACUUUGUUAUGUGAAUACAUACAGUAAAUAAAGUUGAUACAUUAGUGAUGUA
Messenger RNA from Zootermopsis nevadensis, 3336 nucleotides. RefSeq lists its product as uncharacterized. The record is from RefSeq and is a predicted model, not a curated record. Lineage: Eukaryota; Metazoa; Arthropoda; Insecta; Blattodea; Termopsidae.